Messenger RNA from Letharia lupina, 483 nucleotides. RefSeq lists its product as uncharacterized. The record is from RefSeq and is a predicted model, not a curated record. Lineage: Eukaryota; Fungi; Ascomycota; Lecanoromycetes; Lecanorales; Parmeliaceae. The transcript has 4 exons. The coding region runs from base 1 to 483 and encodes 160 amino acids.
AUGCCUUGUCGGAGCAUCAAAGACAGUCAAAGCAAGGCCUUACGAGCAUGGUACAAUGACGACUCGACGCCUGGUACUGGCCUCAACAGCAAGAAAACUCUGGAGGACUGUGGCCGUUGGUGGAAUGAGCACAAAAUCCUUGGGGUCAAAUAUACAUAUCUGGACGAGAGACCUGUGCCAGAUUGGAAGGAUGCAAAGCGUCAACGUGCGGACAAAUGGGAGGUCCUAGAAGAGGCUCUCUUUGAGUGGGCGCAACGAAUCUUCGAUGCCGAGCCACGGAUCUUUGGAGCCGUCUACCCUGCUAUCAAGGCCAACCCUGCCCUGAAUGGACCUAAGGAUGGCUUCAAGGCUUCCAAAGCUCGACACAACGAGGCUAGCUCUGCUGAUAUCAAUGACCGCACACGAGAUAUCAUGGGAGACACCCGUAAGGCUAGUCAGAGUUUCGAUGCUGAGGACAUCUUCAACAUGGACGAGACGGGGUAA